This is a messenger RNA of Cucumis melo (muskmelon), 2462 nucleotides long. RefSeq lists its product as uncharacterized. The transcript has 10 exons. Lineage: Eukaryota; Viridiplantae; Streptophyta; Magnoliopsida; Cucurbitales; Cucurbitaceae. Bases 1067 to 2077 code for a protein of 336 amino acids. The record is from RefSeq and is a predicted model, not a curated record.
ACAAAUUAUAUGUGUCAAAAAAAAUCCCUAAUUAGUUUUGUGUUUGCGUCGCCUGCUGCCUUCCGACGUCGUCUCUCUCAAUCCAAUCACCGUCGUCGUCUCCCUCUGCCAUCCACCACUCCCAGACCUCAACCGUCGUCUCCCUCCGCCAUCCACCACUCCCAGAUCUCAGCCGUCGUCUCCCUCUGCCAUCCACCACUCCCAGCCCUCAGACCUCAGCCGUAUACGAUUUUCGGCCGCCGAAUCACUCGAACAAUCCAACAGAUCAUCGUCAUUUUCUCCCUCCGCCAUCCACCGCUCGCAUUUGAUUUCCCACCGUCGAAUCACUCGAACAAUCCAACCGCUCGCAGACAUCCUCUGUCGAGUUCUUCAUACCACCUCGUCUGCCUAUUGAAUUAUCACCCUCCGUCGUCUUCCUCCAAGAGAUUUUUGCUAUCGCUCAGCAAGGUAAUUCCGUCCCAACCGUAUAUAUUUACCUUUUAUAUAAUAUAGUGCUUCUUUUAACUACUUACAAAAUAAUUAUUUUGAAAUGCAACAUCACUAUGUAUGUACUACAUACAUAAAAUUUCCAUAUUUCUCUGAAGAAGUAGAUAGGACUUUAUUCUUGUUCAUCUUAAAAAGACAGCAACUAUUCAAGUGGCAGGUCUGAGAUACAAGGGAAUAUAGUUUCUGGGUGUAAGCUUGUUUCCAAAUUUACUUAUUAUAUGUCUGAUUGCAAGUAGCUAUUUUGUCUGAGAUACAAAGUCUUCAAGUGAGGGAAAAAAGAACUUAAUGGAACACAAUAAGGGAACCAUCAAAGAGAUACAACAGAGAGGGGAAAAAUCCAUACAACAACAAAACACUCCAAAAAACAAAUUUCCAAGAGCGAGUCUGAUUAUUCAGCCUGAAUAACCAAAUCCAACAUACAAAAAGAAAAAGAACUUUCCAAGAAGAGAGCCUGAUUAUUCACACCAAGUAAAUACUUCCACACUGCAAGAGAAAAACGAAAGAAGGUCGGUAAAGAAGAAGAUUAUGCUGAAGAGCGAGCGAGAAUGGCUGCUCGUAUCUAGAACUGGAAGCAGAAUUAAUGAAGCAUAAGAAGGUUCCUGAAGUGGCCACAAAGGGAGAAACUGACGAGAGCAAGAUCAAGAGUCAAAUGGCUUCUAAAAGCAUUGACACAUCAGAUGAUGCAAAUGACCAUGACGCAAAAGAAGAAAAUAGACAAGUUCUAGAAGACUUAACAAUAGAAAAACAAGAUAAGGUUGGUGAGGAGAACAAAUAUGUUUGUGCAUCGAUUGAAACUUUGACAAAAGUGAAGGAUGGCACUUCUUGUCGACUUGCAAUUGGGACUAAGGACAAUGUUGUCGGUGCUGGAACUAUUUUCGACUACUACAUGGACGGUAACAACGUGAAGGUAUCAGUGGACAUGGUUACCGAUGGUAAUUGCUUCAUUCCUGUUCCAACAAGGGAAGGUAGGACUAUGCUUUCCCAAGAAGUUGGUUCACAGUUGUUAUGGCCUCGUCAUUUAGUCAUUCCCCUAGACGAAAAGAUGAAAAGCGUGUACCAAGCUGAUCCGCGAUUACCGUCGUUGACACUGAAUACAAAGAGAGCACCAGUUACACUACGAUUAUUGCUAUGGGAACUUGAUUAUAUUGGAUCAAAAAUUCAAAUUCACGUACCUGCUAAAGUUUUUGGGUAUGAACGAAAAUAUUGCAUAUUCCUCGAGGCACUCCAAGAAUUUUGUCAAAUGCAGCCUAUAUCAACCCAAUGCAUUGAUGCAUUCAUGUUUCACCUCUACAAAGUGAUGGAAGAGAAUGGAACAUUGGGAUCCUACAAGUUUGCAGACGCUGGCUCUGUUUCAGUUGGUAUAUGUAAAGAAGAUCGAGCACAGAUCCUGAAUGCUAGAUUGCUUGGGACCGACCAUCGUCAGAUUUUGAUGUUUCCAUACAAUUCAGGAAACCAUUGGUGUCUAAUAGCCAUCGAUUUUUCAAGAGGCACUGCAUAUUGGAUGGAUCCUUUGAGAAAUCGAAUUAACAAUGAUGCCUCUGAUGUCGUCCGGAUGGCUUUCAACAUUUCGAACAAGAAUAAGCCUGUUUAGAGGAUAAUCAAGUGUCCGAAGCAAGGUGGCAUUGUGGAGUGCGGGUAUUAUGUGAUGCGAUUCAUGCGUGAUAUAAUAUUGUCAAGCAACAGGACAAUCAUUGAAGUAAUGGAAGGAUCAACCUCAACAUACUCACAGAACGAUUUAGAUGUCGUAAGAACGGAGUGGGCUGCAUUCGUUAACAAAUAUAUUUUCUGUUCCCAAUCUCAAAGGUAAUUGAAGAAUAGAUGGAUCAUGGUAUCGAUCAAGUUCAUUCCUACAUUAGUUUGAUUAGAUUAGGUCGUACAUAUAUUACAGUUAAUUUAUCUUUUGGAUUAUUGGUAAACCUUUACCGACAAUGUAAUUUACAUUUUUUAUUAUCAAUAUAAAUAUUUUUCCAAACAAA